Hippocampus zosterae (dwarf seahorse) is the source of this 1743-nucleotide messenger RNA. It is a transcript of the gene epm2a, whose product is annotated as EPM2A glucan phosphatase, laforin. The coding region runs from base 101 to 1060 and encodes 319 amino acids. Gene Ontology annotation, molecular function: protein tyrosine phosphatase activity; carbohydrate phosphatase activity; starch binding. Gene Ontology annotation, biological process: protein dephosphorylation. NCBI's taxonomy places the organism in Eukaryota, Metazoa, Chordata, Actinopteri, Syngnathiformes, Syngnathidae. Gene Ontology annotation, cellular component: nucleus; cytoplasm. The record is from RefSeq and is a predicted model, not a curated record. The transcript has 4 exons.
AUUUUAGCCCAUCUUUACUUCCGUCAACACGCUUCUAAAAAUAUUUAUAGUUUAUUUGAAGAGCUGCGGGCCUAACCGCGACUCCGUUUUAAACGAGAACAUGUCCAUGCCGGGCAUGUUAUUCCGAUUCGGCGUCAUUCUCACUGCGGACUCGCCGCACGUCGAGUUGUUUAUUUUGGGCUCGCGCGAAGAAAUGGGUCAGUGGGAUCCGACCAAAGCGGUUCGGAUGAGAGCCUGUCGGAGCUCGGUUUCGACCCGAGAGCCGUGUCUGUGGCUCGGCGACGUGCGGCUGCGGGAGCCUUUUAAGGACACGCUGUGGUUCAAGUUCAUCCGAAGAACGGACGGCCAUUACGUUUGGGAAGGCAACGGGCCGCACCACGACAGAACGUGCACCUUUGACGAGGACAACGUGGUGGACGGCGUCCAUUGCCACCCGAUCGGCCACUGGAUAGAAGAGACGGGCCACACGGACGAGAUGAAGCACACCACCAACUUCUACUUUAGCGUGGCUGGUCAGAAUGCCAUGCACUUCUCCAGGGUGCUCCCAAGGCUUUGGCUGGGCAGCUGUCCUCGAGUGCCGGAACACGUGACGAUCAAGAUGAAGUACGACCUUGGCGUCAGCGCCGUAAUGAACUUCCAGACAGAAGCGGACGUGAUGAACAACUCCCACGGCUGCGGACGGAACCUCGGCGAAGCAAUGACGCCCGACGCCAUGAUGCAUUUGUACAACCGCUGUGGCCUCGCGUACGUGUGGAUCCCCACGCCCGACAUGAGCACCGAGGGUCGCAUCCGGAUGCUUCCCCAGGCUGUAUUCCUACUUCACGGUCUCCUCGAGAACGGUCACACGGUAUACGUCCACUGUAAUGCCGGCGUGGGGCGCUCGACGGCGGCCGUGUGCGGCCUGCUCAUGUACGUGCUGGGCUGGAGCCUGAGGAAGGUGCAGUACGUGGUGACCGCCAGGAGGCCUGUUGUGUACAUCGACGAGGAGGCUUUAGUGCGGGCCCGGGAAGACUUUGUUCGCAAGUUUGGCCGACUGCGUUCGUCCAUCUCCGAAACAUGAAGAUGGAGAUCAAGCGCAUUCUUUGUGUUACAUGACGAACUUCUCACAAAUGACUCAUAUGGAGCCUUUCUCGAAGACGCUUCUCAUUACUUUUUCAUGCGUGCCUUCCGGAAGGCGGUGAACGGGCGAGUGGUUUGAGUCACGCGUGUGCAAUCCAUAUGGAUGGCAGCACGGACUAAAAAUAGGGACAUACAUGCAUGCGUGCAUCGCAUGGAAAAUGAGCGAAGGCUUUUUGGUGUGUGGAGAUGAGUCUCGACUAUGUGUGUGGCCGCUUCAAGCGCGUCCAAGUUACGUCUUUGGGCUUUUUGUGUUCCCACGGUUUCAUUUUGAAGCGAUUCGCUUGAUUAAUGAGAGCGUUGAUUUAGUGUGAUUGAAAUGCAAGAAUUUUUUAAAUAUAUACUGUAUUUAAUAAAAAUCGAGUGACCGAUCUUUGGACAUUUAAAAUGUAAACUCUUCUUUUCACGGGUUUAAAGCCUACAUCUCGGCGCACUCGUAGCCAGAUUAUUUAUUCGCUGAUUGAUUUCAACCAGCUCGUCAAGUCACACAAUACGCACGGGCGCAGAUUUAUAUUCAUCACCGCUGCUUUUUUCAUGCCGCCGCGCUUUCUCCCAGUGCGAGUCGUAUCAAUCGCUCGGUGCAGGCAACGCGCUGAAGAAAGAAUCCUGCAAUGACUCUUGACUUUG